Molecule: messenger RNA, 1208 nt
Organism: Brassica oleracea var. oleracea
Lineage: Eukaryota; Viridiplantae; Streptophyta; Magnoliopsida; Brassicales; Brassicaceae
Product: probable cysteine proteinase A494
Exons: 4
Coding region: 25-1116 (363 amino acids)
Cellular component (GO): lysosome
Molecular function (GO): cysteine-type endopeptidase activity
Source: RefSeq, a predicted model, not a curated record
UCUGCUUUCUCCAUUACACACACGAUGGAACAUCUUAGGGUUUUAUUCUCAGUCUCUCUUCUCUUCGCAUUCUUCGUCUCCCUUUCGUUCUGCGAGAACGACGGCGACGAUAUCUUGAUCCGGCAAGUGGUUAACGGAUCGGAGCCGAAGGUAUUGUCAUCGGAGGAGGAUCACUUUUCUCUGUUCAAGAGGAGAUUCGGAAAGGUUUACGGUUCUCUCGAGGAGCACCACCACAGAUUCGCGGUUUUCAGAUCUAAUCUUCAGAGAGCGAUGCGUCAUCAGAGGAUGGAUCCUUCUGCUCGCCAUGGCGUCACGCAGUUCUCCGAUCUGACUCCUUCUGAGUUUAGGAGAAUGCAUUUAGGGGUUAGAGGUGGGUUUAAGCUUCCCAAGGACGCUAAUCAGGCGCCGAUUCUUCCUACAAAGGAUCUCCCAGAGGAUUUUGAUUGGAGAGAUCGUGGAGCAGUUACUCCCGUCAAGAAUCAGGGAUCAUGUGGAUCGUGCUGGAGUUUCAGCACUACAGGAGCGCUUGAAGGUGCUCACUUCCUCUCAACUGGCCAACUUGUUAGUCUCAGUGAACAACAGCUCGUAGAUUGUGAUCACGAGUGUGAUCCUGAACAGGAAGGUUCGUGUGACUCUGGUUGCAACGGCGGCCUAAUGAACAGCGCCUUUGAGUACACCCUCAAAACCGGGGGGCUCAUGCGAGAGGAUGACUAUCCCUACGAAGGCACCGAUGGUGGGACCUGCAAGUUGGACAAGUCUAAGAUUGUUGCAUCUGUCUCCAACUUCAGUGUUGUCUCUAUUAACGAAGAUCAAAUCGCUGCAAAUCUUGUCAAAAACGGUCCUCUAGCUGUGGCUCUAAAUGCAGCUUACAUGCAAACCUACAUGGGAGGAGUAUCGUGCCCUUACAUAUGCUCGAAGAGGCUCAACCACGGUGUGUUGUUGGUGGGUUAUGGUUCGGCCGGUUUUUCUCAGGCAAGGUUCAAGGAAAAGCCGUAUUGGAUCAUCAAAAACUCAUGGGGAGAAACCUGGGGUGAGAAUGGUUUCUAUAAGUUAUGCAAAGGCCGUAAUGUUUGCGGCGUUGACAGUAUGGUUUCCACCGUCGCUGCCGCUGUCUAGAGGGUUUUUAUUAUUAAGACAAUUUCGCAUUUGUCUCUUGUCUCUGUUAUAAAACCUGUAAAUAAAUUAAAUGAAAUGCAUUUCUCCGUGAA